Dendrobium catenatum is the source of this 1044-nucleotide messenger RNA. Its product is annotated as S-formylglutathione hydrolase. The record is from RefSeq and is a predicted model, not a curated record. Gene Ontology annotation, cellular component: cytosol. Gene Ontology annotation, molecular function: S-formylglutathione hydrolase activity. NCBI's taxonomy places the organism in Eukaryota, Viridiplantae, Streptophyta, Magnoliopsida, Asparagales, Orchidaceae. Gene Ontology annotation, biological process: formaldehyde catabolic process.
GUCCUUUAUUGGCUAUCCGGGCUGACAUGUACUGAUGAGAAUUUCAUUAUGAAAUCUGGAGCCCAGCGGGCAGCUUCUGCCGAAAUGAUUGCUUUGGUUGCACCUGAUACUUCUCCAAGGGGACUAAACAUAGAUGGAGAGGCUGACAGCUGGGAUUUUGGUGUUGGAGCUGGAUUUUAUUUAAAUGCAACAGAAGAGAAGUGGAAAAACUGGCGUAUGUAUGAUUAUGUUGUCAAGGAAUUGCCAAAACUUCUUGAUGAAAAUUUCAAGCAGCUUGACACUUCAAAAGCCUCCAUAUUUGGGCAUUCAAUGGGUGGGCAUGGAGCCCUAACAAUUUUUUUGAAGAAUCUAGACAAAUAUAAGUCAGUGUCUGCCUUUUCACCUAUUGUGAAUCCAAUAAACUGCCCUUGGGGUCAAAAGGCUUUUUCAAACUAUCUUGGAGGCGAUAAGUUAGAUUGGGAGGUGUAUGAUGCCACUUGCCUGAUUGCUAAAUACAAUAAAUUUUCUUCUCAAAUCCUGAUCGACCAGGGAGAGGAUGACAAGUUCUUGAAAGAUCAGCUUCUGAGUCACAAUUUUGUGGAGGCCUCUAAGAGGGUCAACGCUCCAGUGGCACUGAGAAUGCAGCCUGGCUACGACCAUUCAUACUACUUUAUAGCAACCUUCAUCGACGAUCAUGUCCACCACCAUGCCCGGGAACUUAGACCGGCCUUAUAGACGAUCACAUCCGCCGCCAUGCCCGGGAACUUAGACCGACCUGACUUGGGAUAGCUCAGCUUUAGCCGAUCACAAUCUUUCUGGUAUGCUCUUCUCUGCCACGAUCUACUUGUCUUAGCUGUUAAACUCCUUCCUCUAUUUUCUAUAUAACUUGAACCAGAUAUAUCUGAUACUUAUGGGUAUUGUAAGAUGAGACAAUUUUAUGAGGAUUUAAAAGGUCAAGUUUGCUAAACUUCUUCUUUUGUUUUUCUUGAUUCUCAGCAUAUUCCAUGUUGUCGUUCUUCCAUCAUCUUUUAUUAAAAAACAAAAAGAAAAAACAUUCAUUGAUGU